Molecule: messenger RNA, 1688 nt
Organism: Cygnus atratus (black swan)
Lineage: Eukaryota; Metazoa; Chordata; Aves; Anseriformes; Anatidae
Product: carbohydrate sulfotransferase 5-like
Exons: 2
Coding region: 191-1372 (393 amino acids)
Biological process (GO): N-acetylglucosamine metabolic process; keratan sulfate proteoglycan biosynthetic process; carbohydrate metabolic process
Cellular component (GO): Golgi membrane
Molecular function (GO): N-acetylglucosamine 6-O-sulfotransferase activity
Source: RefSeq, a predicted model, not a curated record
GCCCCUGUCAGGCGGGUCCCUGCCGGGGGAUGCUCCAGCGCGGGGCGGAUCGGCGACUUCCCGGGCUCCUCCCGCUGCCGCGGCGCCUUGGCCACGUCUGAAAGCGGCCCAUUGUCUCCGUGGGGAGCGCGGAUCCUCGCGGUGCCGGGAGGCGGCGGGGAGCUUUUAAAAUUGCUUUUCCUCGGUGAGAAUGGCAAGGAUUCGGAUCUCUAGCACAAUUGUUAUACUUUUUGUUAUGGUUCAGACUGGAUUCUUAGUCUUCAUGUAUGCCCGGUACAGUAGCUUCAUGCUUCAGUCUGAGGAGAAACCGUCUCAAGUCCACAUCCUCAUUCUCUCCUCCUGGCGGUCAGGAUCUUCUUUUGUUGGUCAACUUUUCAGCCAGCACCCCAGUGUCUUCUACCUGAUGGAGCCUGCCUGGCACGUAUGGGUUACGAUGUAUCAGAACAGUGCUAAGGUCUUGCACAUGGCAGUGCGGGACCUAGUCAGGUCGGUCUUUCUGUGUGACAUGUCUGUGUUUGAUGCUUACAUGCCUUGGAAAAGAAACUUAUCUGAUCUUUUCCAGUGGGCAGUGAGUCGAGCUCUAUGUUCAGCUCCUGCUUGUGACUCCUUUCAGCGUACUGACAUAACCAGUGAAAUGGCGUGCAAGACUCUUUGUGGACGGUACCCGUUCACCAAGGUGGAGGAAGCCUGUAAAACGUACAGCCAUGUUGUCAUCAAGGAGGUUCGGUUUUUUGACUUGAAGGUCCUCUACCCACUUCUCAUUGAUCCAUCCCUGAACCUCAAAAUCAUUCACCUGGUCCGUGACCCCAGGGCAGUUGUCAAGUCACGAGAACAAUCAGUCAAAGCAUUAGCCCGUGACAAUGGAAUUGUUCUGAGUACCAAUGGCACUAAAGUGGAAGAUAGCAAAUACAAAGUAAUGCAAGAGAUUUGUAGAAGUCAUGUUCAGAUUUAUGAAACAGCUACUCUAAAACCACCUAGUUUCCUUAAAGAUCGCUAUCUAAUGAUCCGUUUUGAAGAUCUGGUAAGAGAUCCAUUAUCAGAAAUCUCAGAAAUGUAUAAAUUUGCAGAUCUUAGUUUGACCCCCACACUCAAAAGUUGGGUCUAUAACAUCACCCAUGGACAGGGGCCGGGAAGAAAAAAAGAAGCCUUCAAAAUCACGUCUCGAGAUGCAGUUAAUGUUUCCCAGGCCUGGAGAAAUGUUCUUUCAUUCCAGAAAAUUAAGAAAAUACAGGAAGUUUGCAAAGGUGCUAUAAACAUGCUUGGCUAUCAGCUAGUGGAUUCAGAAAAAGAACAAAGAGAUCUGUCACUGGAUUUAGUGUUGCCAAGAAGACAAAACCAAUUCAGCUGGUCAUCAUUUAAUCCAAAGAACUAAGACAUUACUUCGAAAGAUGGGGGUGAGGGGUGGGGAGUAUUUAUCUAUUGUGCAGUACAUAAGUAAUUUGAAAAUCCCUUGCUGAUGAGUUUAAUUAGCUUCCUGUCUGAUGGUUUUCCAAGUAGUGUAAGCAGUUUCUUUUUUUUUUUUUUCCUUCCUGAGUUUCAUACACUACAGAACAGCAACAAAAAACACAUGAGAAACGCAGCAAGGUACUUGUGUGAUUGCGAAUUUACAGCAGAACUGGGCUGUUCUCAUCAUUGUUUUAAAAAUAUAAUUUAAAUACUUUGUAUUAAAGAAGUUUGAUCAUUGAUAA